Messenger RNA from Lolium perenne, 1583 nucleotides. RefSeq lists its product as uncharacterized. The record is from RefSeq and is a predicted model, not a curated record. NCBI's taxonomy places the organism in Eukaryota, Viridiplantae, Streptophyta, Magnoliopsida, Poales, Poaceae.
GCACGUGGAGGAAGAAGAUCCCAAGGCCAAAAGCCCUGCCCAAGAAGAGGCGGAAACACAAGGCCAAGGAGAUGCGGAAGUCACUUCCGAGAAGGCUGGAGAGGGCGCUGGCGACAUAGUCGUUUUCCCGAAGAACUUCGGAGAUCCGGCGGACACCACUUCCACCCCCAAGGCGUAUGCCACCAAGUUUUUUAACAAGCUGACUGAGGCGGAGAAGUGGGAACUUGAACAAGACCUGCUCAACGCCAUGCUGAACAACGCCUGGGGGAAGCCGGAUUCCAGGACAUCGGAGAUCCAGGACUUCAAGAAAAACAUUGGCCAGUUCUGCGAUCAACUUAUCUGCAAGCAAAAGGAACAGCAGGCGCUGCACUACGAGCUGCACAAGAACAUUGCCCUGCAGCGCCGCGUUACUCUGAGUCAGGCGGAAAAUAUCCGGACCCUGAAGGAUGAGAAUGCGGAACUGGCUAAACAACUGGCAGACGCCCAAGGCGCAUCCUCCUCCCUUGCAACAGCUUCGACUGAACAUGAGAACCUGCGCUCCUCGUACCAAGAAUUGGAGACGAAGCUAAAGGAGGCGGAACUUAAGAGGGAGCAGGCCGAAAAGCAGCUGGCGGAGAAAAACUCCGAGCAUAUCAGGGAGAAGGGCGAGCUGGAGCUGAAAAAGAAUGCUGACAGCGAGACCAUCAGGAGGCAGCAAAAAGAGCUCAACGGACUCCGGAAAUUUAUGGAGACAGCGGAGCAGCACUGGGACUUGCUCAAUGAGAACAUCUUGGAGCCGCUUGGGUACCCGGAACAGCGCCGGAAUUUGUUCCCACGAGACGAUCUUCUGCAACUCGCGGGUGAUGACUGCAAGGAUCUCAUCUCCGCCUCCCGCAAAAUAUGCCAUAACUUGAACAUCAAAAGGAGCCGCACUUGUGACGUGCGCAAGCUUAUUGGUAAGAUGGACGUUCUGCCGGAGCUGGUGACUGAUCUACAAGCAUCUUCAGCCCGAGGCGCAGCUGCAAUGGCCUUGACCAUGUGCCUAGCACAUACUCCGGGUCUUGAUCUUGAUGAAGUGACCACGGGCGUUCCUCCGGAUGCGGACGUCGGCGAGCUGCUGGAUGCAGUGAGCGGCUACGACACCCGCAUCGCGCGCAGGAUCCGGCACGAGGAAUUCUACGACAAGGUCGUCCUCGCUGCUGACGAGCCCUUAGAAGCGGAACUUUUGAAGGAUCUCGACGCCCAGGCGCGACCUGCGGAAUCCGGAGCCGAGUUUACCUGGACCAGCUCCAAGGAUGCGCCCCAAGAAGAACCCAAGACCAGCACUGCUGCUUCCGAAGAAAAGGAAAGUGAAGAAGACGUAUCUUCUCCGGCCGAAGGCGCCAAGGAACAAGAUCCAGAGGGCAAGACUUCUCCGGCUAAGGGGGAGUGAGAACUUUUAUUCCUGCGGGAAAAGCAAUGCAUCAUUUUGGCCCCAGCGAGGGUUUGUAAUAAGACUUUAAAUUCUUAAGUAGCUAGGAACGAAACAAUUAUGCAUGGGGCGGAAACACUUAUCCUGCUAUCCGUUAAAUAUUAUGUGCAUGUUUCGUUUUAUGUCGGAAAGC